CUGUCCUUUUCCGCUUCAAGAAAUACUUACAAUUAUAAGAAUUCAAGAGAAGAGCACGACUAAUCAUGGACACUGUAACUUCAACCCCCGGCGAGCUAUUUCGGCAAGUCGCAACGAAUAUCCGAAGCAAAUACGACGACGUUGCCGUGACCGUCCCCAAGAGCACAACCUGGCGUUAUGUUGUCCACGCAACCGAAGCGGCAUUGGGUGAUAGAGACGAUACGAUUAUUGUAUCGAGAUCCCGGACUGAAGAACAAAAAGAAAGAUUCCGACAGAUCGCCCUCGAUAAUGUUGCAAGCUGGGAAGCAUCGAAGACAGCUGCCAGAGAAGCCCCACUAGGACAGCCUAUCAGAACAUAUUACAAUGCGGAGACUAUCCCGACGCCAAAGCCUUCAACCUCGAAGAGGUUGAAAGAGAACAUGAUCCCAUUCAAGGACAUGAGGGAGCCGUAUCCCAUCACUCUCAAGGCUACUCUCACAGAAGGUUACCUGCCGAUGGUCAAGGCAACUGUGGUAUUGAAGGCCGUCGAUAAUGAUGACACGACGAUGUCACAGGAAAUUAAGAAUAUAUAUAUCCUAUGGGACACAGGAUGCCAUUUCACUAUUGUGUCAGACGACCUUCUCACGGAAGACUUUAGAAAAUAUCUCGACCAUCCCAUCCAUGAUCCAUACCGUAACGAUCAGACGAGAAGGGUCCAGAUAGAGGUUAGAAUUGCCCUUAGCAACGCUCAAAUUGACAUGGCAUCAAUUGGUGCCGUUAUACCCAAGGAGAAAAUGCCGAAUGGAAGCUCGUAUAUCAUCCUCGGGCAGAGCCAAUUUAUAAACGCUAUGGACUGCCGCAGCAUUCCAAGAAGCCUACUACGGGCGAAGGGAAAGGAUAUUAGCAACGAUGUCUGGGGGGAUAUAGUGGUUUACGAGUAUAUCGACGAGCUCGGGGACUUGGUCACUGUUGGACUGGGCGAGGGAGAAGUGAGGGACACAGAGGAACGGCAGGGAGAGCAACCCCCCCUCAGUUCAGGGCUCGAGGCUGUAACUGACGGAGCUACAAAGACAGAGGCAGGCAGCGCUGAAGAGAUGGAGUGCAAAAGUACAGUAUCUCAUAGGAAGAGGAAGAGGGAGUUUGACAUUGCCGAAGAAGACGAAGAUGAAGACGAUCGUGAGAUUAUCGGAAAGAGACAGCGGGGAUGAGCACUAGAGAUGAAUGAGCUUUUAGCGAUCUACCCGUGUUUCAAACAGAUUUCAGGCGCGAAACUGCACAACUUUUGAGUAAGGGAACAUUUCGCAUAACUAAUAUCCCCAUCGCCAUCGCCAUCGAGAGACAAGACUUCGGCAUCUACGACAUCAGCUAGUUCAACUAAAACUCAAGUUUCUUUAUCCACAGCGAAGUUGUCCAGAUUUACUACUGAACCUAUUUGAAAGUGAUUUGGAUAGUAAAAGUGUACAAUCCAAUCUAACAAAUGCCGUACACAUUUUGACCACCACUAUCCCAGUAGUGCACACCACCAUUAAAUACAAGUACAACACCCCCU
This is a messenger RNA of Pseudogymnoascus destructans, 1528 nucleotides long. Its product is annotated as uracil DNA glycosylase. The record is from RefSeq and is a predicted model, not a curated record. Bases 66 to 1187 code for a protein of 373 amino acids. NCBI's taxonomy places the organism in Eukaryota, Fungi, Ascomycota, Leotiomycetes, Thelebolales, Thelebolaceae. The transcript is spliced from 2 exons.